UUGGUGUCCGUUGCUUUCAACCAUUGCGAUCCUGCGUUUACCGAUGUACUUAGCAAACCCAUUUCGAUCAGUAUGACCUUGCACCAGAUCCACUCAUGAUGGCCUGGUGGGAUAACUCUCGCAUUGAAACGACUGUUACACGGCAGUUCGUCAUUUCACAUCUUCAACGAACGAACACUGAGAAUCUGGAUGAAGCCCUGGGUUUUGGCGAUGGUUUGACAGAUGGAACAUACUGGGAAUGGAUAGAGACCAAGGCCAAGCGUAUAUUUUUGAUUUUACUUGACAUUGGAAUCCCAGACCAAAUUUUUGCCGCUGUUGACCACUCAUGGGACGACGACGAUCUCCCUUUCUCCUUGAAUGAUGUCGAACGAGUUACUGCUCAGACCGACCAUAAGCUGAACUGGAAAUUCUGGGACAGGCAAUUCUACUAUGUGCUGAGAGAAGUCGAAGGGGGCGCCCAUGUGGUGUACGAGGAUGACGAGGUCGUCCCUAUCGACAUUGUGGACAAAAGGCAGUCCGCUACUGCGAUGAAUCAUAAUCACUAUGUCGACAGGGUAACACUUCCGAAUGUACCGGAGCGAGCCUUCUGUCGUCGCAGGUUUCCGACUAGCAAUAUUCCAGCUGGUAUGUCCCACGAAGACUUCUUGAAAGAAAUAAGAAGUACCAAGAAUAUUUGCAACGAACACAUUGUAUCAUAUUUCGCUUCAUAUACUCAUCUGGGGUCAGUAUAUGUGCUGCUCACAUACCCAGGCGAAUACAACCUUAAGGCUAUCGUUUCAAAUAUACCGGCUUCUUUCAAGGCACUACCUAAACGCGAACGACAAAUCCAUAUUUUGAACUGGAUACACUGUCUAGCAGACUCUCUUUGCUAUCUUCAUGGCAGAAACCGUUCACACGGAAAUAUAAGGCCAUCCUCCAUCGCAUUGGAUUCACUUCAUCGCAUCUUGCUCGCUGAUAUGGCAAGUCUGAGUUUCGAAAACCUGGAUAGUGUGUCAGAGAAGGCCGCCUUUAAUAAGGAAUCCUACGACUAUGCCGCCCCUGAACAAUGGUUUCGACCAGCAAGCAAUUUGUCACUAUAUGGCAGAACUUCACUCAUCUCGACCACCUCUGCGUUCUCUGUCAAUCGAGGCGAGGUCGAUCAGUCGAACAUCAUACAUACGACCCCACAUUUAGAUCCUCAAGCCGCAGAUAUAUUCUCCCUGGGCUGUGUCAUCCUCGAGCUGAUCGGCCUAUUACUAAAGCGGCCCUCGAAGUCGUUUGCCGCUCAUCGAGGCGCCAAGCACAAACUCGCCGGGCGCGGAGGUGCACCACUUGACACAUCAUUUCACAAGAACCUUGGCCAGGUCGAGUCAUGGAUGACAAAUCUCGUUCAAGAAGCCAACAAGAAAGACGAGUUGAUCUUUCGCGGUGUCGCACCGAUUCUGCAGGUAGUGGCUCGCAUGUUAUCUGUCGCACCACAGGAUCGACCGACUGCACGUGUGGUUGAGCAGCAGUUAUACCGUGCCUUGACAAGCCAUGGUAUAGGUGAGCCGCAUUGUGUACAUCAAUAUGAGGGUUUCGAUUUGGGCUUUCACGAUCUCAGAAUAAGGGAUGAUGGCGUGCCUAUAUCAAUUUCGACAAGACGACACAGUGAUCAUAGGCUAUCUCGCAGUGGAGGGAAGAGGCCGCUGAGUCCCAGGGAUAGUGGGCUUUAUCUCAUGUCAAGAAGUCAGCCUAUAGUGCGAGACCCACGAGCUGCCAACACGGCGGAAUGGGAUGCACCUGUCCAUACCUGAUGGUGACAUGUGGCCUAGGAGAUGGUGGAAGAUACCAAUGAGAGAUAGGUUCGAAAUAUAUUCAUGCACCCCCGCUCCGCAGUUUCGUAUGGUUAUACUUGAACCCUUUCUUAUUCGAAUAAAGAAUCAUCAUGUGUAUCUCCCAAUGAGUCGGCCUCUAAUCAUAUAAACCAUCAAGGAAUAAUAUCAUAUCUUCUUUGAUACUUUUGUUGUAGUACAGUAUAUCAUAAUGCACAGACCUCGUGUUUCUGCUAAUUGUAUUUGUGAUUGAAGAUCAGCAGCGAGUCAUGAUAGCCACAGCAGUGAGAUCUCAACCAAAUG
Truncatella angustata is the source of this 2096-nucleotide messenger RNA. RefSeq names its product kinase-like domain-containing protein. The record is from RefSeq and is a predicted model, not a curated record. Gene Ontology annotation, biological process: protein phosphorylation. Bases 96 to 1775 code for a protein of 559 amino acids. The transcript has a single exon. Lineage: Eukaryota; Fungi; Ascomycota; Sordariomycetes; Amphisphaeriales; Sporocadaceae. Gene Ontology annotation, cellular component: cytoplasm. Gene Ontology annotation, molecular function: ATP binding; protein serine/threonine kinase activity.